AUGGUUCUCGGAAUAUUUUUAACGGAGAUCGUAGUAGCAUUUUGUCUUGCUGCUACCUUGCUGUAUAAAUAUGGAAAUAUUUUUCGACAGCAUAUCAUAGUUACGAUCUCUGUACUGAUAGCAUGGUACUUUUCGUUGCUGAUAGUAUUUAUAUUGCCCUUAGAUGUUUCAUCCACCGUUUUCAGACAGUGUGUGGAACAAAAUAUUCACAAUAAGACAAAUUCUAAUAGUACAACAACAGCCCCAAUUCAUAGUUGCAAGGAACCUUGGCCUAAUGUACCAGAGCAUGUGUUUCCAAAUUUAUGGAGGAUCGUAUAUUGGACCUCUCAGUGUCUAACAUGGUUGAUUUUGCCAUUGAUGCAGUCUUACAUUAAAGCAGGGGAUUUCACAGUUCAGGGAAAACUGAAGUCUGCUUUGAUAGAUAAUGCUAUAUAUUAUGGUAGUUAUUUAUUCAUAUGCGGUAUCCUUUUAAUAUAUAUAGCGUUGAAGCCUGGUUUUGAUCUUGACGGUCAAAAACUGAAAGCCAUAGCAUCGUCUGCGUCAAAUACAUGGGGUUUAUUUUUGUUGGUGCUACUCCUUGGAUACGCUCUAGUAGAAGUUCCUCGUGGAUUAUGGAAUGCUAGCAAACCUGGAUAUACAUUGAAUUAUAGUUAUUUCAAAGUAGCUAAGCUAAGUUUGGAUAAAUGCGAGGCGGAAGAAACGGUCGACGAUAUACUUGAGUCUCUACAAGCAGCUACAGUGUCUAUCGGCCCGGGACAUCCUUAUCAUUGUAACUUGGAAACGAUUUUCCAAAAGAUCCCAGCGGAAUUAAAGGAUAGGAUGAACAGGAGACAAUUGCCAGAUGACACACCGACGGACACGCCAUCGGAAAAAGCGUUGAUUCGUUUGCACAGACAAACUAUAAAAGCACUGCAAACUUUGCAACGUAUAGAAACCCAGUGGGGGAUUUUAGUUGAGAAAAUUAUCGAUUUAGAGGACAUAGCGAGGAAUCAGAUAAGCGAAGAUAAAAGAUUCAAGUCUACUUUCCCUAAGCGACGCUCGAUUCCCCUCCUCAUUAUUUAUAGUCCAGUUGUCGAGUGGUACUGGAAAUGUGUCAUAAAGAGUUACGUGCAGAAAGCUGCAGCUGUUUGCGCUGGCUGUCUUUCAGCAGCUGUAGUAUGGUCAGAAGUAACGUUUUUCAAUAAAUCUCCAGUGUUAUCACUGUUCGCCCAAUUCUUGAAUCUAGCUAGAAACAAUUAUGAUUACUUUACGGUCGAGGUGCUAUCAAUGCUGAUAAUCGCGUACCUUUGCUACUGUGCUUAUUCAACCGUUUUAAAAAUCCGCGUGUUGAACUUGUAUUACCUCGCACCGCAUCAUCAAACCAAUGAAUAUAGUUUAAUAUUUAGCGGCAUGAUGUUGUGCCGUCUUACUCCACCUAUGUGCUUAAACUUUCUGGGUCUUAUACACAUGGAUUCGCACAUUAUAAAGACUCACAUUUUGGAAACCUAUUACACUCAGGUAAUGGGGCACAUGGAUGUUAUUUCCAUUACGUCUGAUGGAUUUAACGUAUAUUUCCCAAUGGCUAUUCUGGCAUUUUGCCUGUCGACGUAUUUUAGUUUAGGAAGCAGACUGCUUUCUAUGUUGGGUUUCCAGCAGUUCCUCGACGACGACGAAUUCACGAUGGAUCUCGUCGACGAGGGUCAGGAGUUAAUAAAACGUGAAAGACGCAAACGGCAAAGGGCAGAGGAUUCAAUGUGCAGAAGACGGGAGUUUCAAGAAAGAUUUAGUACUUCUAACAGUGCGUCUCGUUAUAAAAUGUCAAGGCAAAGCACCGACACAGUACGACCUUUGAAACGGGACGAGUCAGUGGAAUCUGCAAGAGCUGGAUUACUGCGCGACUUCGACCCUGCCGAAUAUUAUAUCGGGAUGGCGUCCAAUGUUGAUAGUUACGGUGCAAAUAAUAGUUUCGACAGAGAUUAUCAGCCGGAUGAUCUCUACGAAGACCGCAUAGAUAAUUCAAGAACAUUUGUCAGGAAUACGAAUCGCGUAGGCCCCCCGCCAAGAGGAUUGUUCGACGACAUUUGAAUCGCUCAUUAACAAAUUUAUAGAAACAGGUAUAUUUAUAUUUAAAAAAUACUCAAACUAUCUAUCCUGAUCUUCAUAAGUUCGUAAACACAGUAAAAAAGGUAACUACAGAUAAAUAAGGUAGACAAAAGAUCUUUUACGUGGUUUUAUUCAUCGAGUUUAAACGAACAGCCAAUUAAAAUCGACGUAAGUUUCGAUUUGUUUUCUUUAAUAUUUCACGAUUGGUAUAAUACUAAUAAAAUAAUUAGAAUGUUGUAAUGUAAAAUUUUGAAUUUCAUACAAUAUUUGAUAUAUUUUUAACGAUCUACGUACAUAUAAGCAAUUAUAAUAUCGUAGAUAAUCAACCUGAAAUAAUGUUCGUAGAAUCGCGAAAAGUAUUAAACAAACAUUUCAAAAUCUGAUUAAUAAAACCAAAGUAGAAAGUAACGUAUAAAUAUUCCAAUCUAUCUCUAUCUAUCUCUUGUACUGCACAUUAUUAAUUAUAACUUGUAUUUAUAUUUAGGACAAUUAACGUAGUUUACGACGUAGCAUAUAUGUACUUAGAAUUCUUAUAAUAUGUUUAAAUAUAUUAUAACAUUUAAAAAGGAUUUUAUCACGUGAUCGAUUCUUUUAAUAAGGAACUUUUGAUCAAGUUUCCGCAAAUAAUUUGUACAAAUUUCAAUUACUUUUGUAAAUGAUUAUAGUUGUACAUAGCAGAUAUUUAUAUUGCUUCAACUGCAGUUUAUUUACGUUGUACAUGUACAUUGUCUUUUUAGUUGUAAAAUAGGCAGUAGUUUGUAAGGAGAAAACAUAAUAACGUUCCCUCUCUUAUGCAAAAUGAAAUAUGUAUAUCAAUUUUAUUGAAAAUACUUCAUACAUGUACGAAAAUAGUUAACAAAAUACCGUGUGUCUAAAAUAUAACGUGCAAUAAUAAUA
Messenger RNA from Ceratina calcarata, 2979 nucleotides. Its product is annotated as LMBR1 domain-containing protein 2 homolog. Gene Ontology annotation, cellular component: membrane. The record is from RefSeq and is a predicted model, not a curated record. The transcript is spliced from 8 exons. Lineage: Eukaryota; Metazoa; Arthropoda; Insecta; Hymenoptera; Apidae. The coding region runs from base 1 to 2064 and encodes 687 amino acids.